Ceratitis capitata (Mediterranean fruit fly) is the source of this 2089-nucleotide messenger RNA. RefSeq names its product venom serine protease Bi-VSP-like. The record is from RefSeq and is a predicted model, not a curated record. Gene Ontology annotation, molecular function: serine-type endopeptidase activity. Bases 384 to 1979 code for a protein of 531 amino acids. Gene Ontology annotation, biological process: proteolysis. The transcript has 7 exons. NCBI's taxonomy places the organism in Eukaryota, Metazoa, Arthropoda, Insecta, Diptera, Tephritidae.
AUUGCUUGCGAAAGGUUUGAGUCGAAAUGAUUCGCUAAAAACGCGAUUUGAUUUGAAGAUCUGAACUCGAUUUUGAAUUUUACGGUAACAGUGCUGAUUUGAACGCCUACAGACUCGUACAAUCAAAGUGCGCGCAUCUCGGGUCCAAUCGUGACUCUCGUGAAUAAAGUGAAGCUCUGCUGUUGCCCGUUAGCUUUUAGCGCCUGUGAUUCUCAGUUGUUAGUGCUGGUGUGAAUUGAAAUUGAAAACAAAUUCAAAAUAUUGCAAUUAGAAUACAAUUAUCAUGCACAAGUGAUCUUGAUUAAUUCCAAAGUUAAUAAUUGUUUUUAAUAUUGAAACAAUAAAUUUAUUUAAAUCAAGUGAAAAAUAAAACAAUAUUUGAAAUGAAAACGAUUAUUUUGCUGUCAACAUUUGUUGCUUUAGCAGUGUUACCCGUUGCCGUUCUCUCGCAAGGCCAGUAUAAUUGCAUAUCACCGGAAAAUUAUUAUGGAUUUUGCGUACAACUGCAAUACUGCCCACAAAUCGCCAACGUUUUCAAUACACGCAAUCGUAAUCAAGCCGAACGCUAUGUUAUAGCAUCGCAGCGUUCGUGUGGAACACAUAGUGUUAACGGUAAUCCAGUGGUCUGUUGCACACGGCCAAUAUCGCAACCGCAACCACGACCACAACCACAGCCACAGCCACAACCUCAGCCGCAGCCCAUACCGCAACCCAUACCGCAGCCAAGGCCACAACCAGUGCCCGAACCCAUAACAGAACCUACAAUCACUGAACGUCCGAAUAAUCCCUUCUUACCGUCGGUCACAUCUGGGCCUGUAAUACAACCGAGACCACCUACAAAUCAACGUGAAUUCACUACGUCACGCCCCACAGAAGUACCCACAACAAGGACAACAUCUGCACCAGUUGAUUUUGACGGACGCUUGACGGGCGACUCUUGUGUAGAUCCGAAAUUGCGACGCGGUGUUUGUAUUGCAAUUGCCAAAUGUCCACAAUUGGUUAAUGAGCUCUAUGCUAAAUCAAAUGAUCCAGAAUUUGCUAGCUUCCUUCGUGCUUCGAAUCGUAAUUGCGGCGGUGCAGCUUCGGUGGCGUGUUGUCCCACAAGUGAGAAUGUCGUAACGAAGGCGCCCGUGACGGUGGUGAAUUCCAAUGAGGUGCCAAGACGUCCACCCACUUUGGAAGAAGGUUGCGGGUACUCUCGUAAUACUUAUAAGAAAAUCGUUGGCGGUGAAGUGAGUAAGAAGGGUGCCUGGCCAUGGGCUACGCUGUUGGCCUACCCCGAUGGUUCGUCGAACUCACCAUUCAAGUGUGGUGGCACUUUGGUGACAGCUCGUCAUGUAGUUACGGCUGCACAUUGCAUACGAAAUGAUUUAGAAUACGUGCGUUUGGGCGAACAUGAUUUGAGUACGGACACAGAAACACGUCAUGAAGAUAUAAAUAUAGUGCGGAAAGAGGCUCAUCCACAGUACAACAGGCGCAAUGGCCGAUUUGAUGUGGCUCUGCUUUGGCUUGAACGAAAUGUCCAAUUCAGAGAUACAAUUUCACCGAUUUGUCUACCCACCUCACCCGAACUACGUCAGAAGUCUUUUGUUUCUUACACACCCUUCGUUGUGGGUUGGGGCAAAACUAUGGAGGGUGGAGUUUCGGCCAAUGUAUUAAAUGAGCUGCAAAUUCCGAUUUUCAAAAAUGAAGUAUGUGAAACAAGUUAUAAGCGCAUUAAUCGCCUGAUAUCCGAUGAUCAAUUCGAUUCUGGUGUGCUCUGUGCGGGUGUACUUUCUGGUGGCAAGGAUACGUGUCAAGGUGAUUCAGGCGGCCCGUUGAUGAUACCAGAGCCUUACAAGCAGGAUGAUUUGCGCUAUUACCUGAUUGGUGUUGUUUCAUAUGGCGUUGGGUGCGCUCGUCCUGAAGUACCUGGCGUGUAUUCUAGCGUACAAUACCAUAUCGACUGGAUUUUGGAGAAGAUUGCCGAUACAUCAUGAGAUUCUUUUUUUCUACUUAAUUAAGUUAUUUAACUUUAUUCUAAUAUUAAUAUAAAAAGUGCUAAUGUUUUUGUAUACCUUUUUGCAAGUGAUAAUUAUAAUUACAUUUU